GGAGCCGCAAAGCACCUGUGGGUUCGCGGAAGUCCGUUCAGACUCCAGCCCGGCCCAGCCCGGCCCGGCCCGACCGCACCCGGCCCCCGCCUGCGCCCGGCACCCCCGGCCCGCCAUGGGCCCCGCGUGCCGCAGCCUCUGCGCGCUCCUGCUGCUGCUACAGGUCUCCUCGUGGCUGUGCCAGGAGCCAGAGCCCUGCCAUCCCGGCUUUGGCGCCAACAGCUACACGUUUACCGUCCCCCGGCGACACCUGGAGAGAAGACGCGUCCUGGGCAGAGUGAGUUUUGAAGGAUGCACGGGUCGGCCAAGGACAGUCUAUUUUUCUGAUGACUCCCGAUUCAAAGUGAGCACAGAUGGUGAGAUCACAGUCAAACGGCCUCUACAACUUCAUAACCCAGAGACCAGUUUUCACGUCCACGCCUGGGACUCCACCCACAGGAAGUUUUCCACCAAGAUUACGCUGAAGGCAGUGGGGCACCACCACAACCACGACCGUCACGACUCUGCCUCUGGCGCCCACGUGGAAGUGCUCACAUUUCCCAGCUCCCGCCAUGGUCUCAGAAGACAGAAGCGAGACUGGGUCAUCCCUCCCAUCAGCUGCCCAGAAAAUGAAAAAGGCCCGUUCCCUAAAGGUCUGGUUCAGAUCAAAUCCAACAGGGACAAAGAAACCAAGGUUUUCUACAGCAUCACUGGCCAAGGAGCCGACAUACCACCCAUUGGUGUGUUUAUUAUUGAAAGAGAAACAGGGUGGCUGAUGGUGACGGAGCCUCUAGAUAGAGAAAAAAUCGCCAAUUACACGCUCUUCUCUCAUGCUGUGUCAUCGAACGGGCAAGCAGUCGAGGACCCAAUGGAGAUUGUGAUCACGGUGACAGAUCAGAAUGACAACAGGCCCGAGUUCACCCAGGCGGUCUUUGAGGGGUCUGUCACGGAGGGUGCUCUUCCAGGGACCUCCGUGAUGCAGGUCACGGCCACAGACGCGGACGACGACGUGAACACCUACAACGCCGCCAUCGCUUAUACCAUCCUCGACCAGGAGCCUAAGUUGCCUCACAGAAACAUGUUCACCAUCAACCGGGACACAGGAGUCAUCAGUGUGGUCACUGCUGGGCUGGACCGAGAGACGUUUCCCAGGUAUACCCUGGUGGUUCAAGCUGCUGACCUUCAGGGCGACGGCUUAAGCACAACAGCAACAGCCGUGAUCACCGUCACCGACGUCAACGAUAACCCUCCCGUCUUCAAUCCCACCACGUACACGGGUCAAGUGCCUGAGAACGAGGCCAAUGUCGUCAUCACCACACUCAAAGUGACUGAUGCCGAUGCCCCCAAUACUCCGGCUUGGGAGGCCCGGUACACCAUAUUGAAUGAUAAAGAAGGACAAUUUGUUGUCACCACAGACCCAGGAACCAACGAUGGCAUUUUGAAAACAGCGAAGGGCUUGGAUUUUGAGGCCAAGCAGCAGUACAUCCUACACGUGGCAGUGACCAAUGUGGCCCCUUUUGUGGUCACUCUGACCACCUCCACAGCCACCGUCACCGUGGACGUGCUGGAUGUGAACGAAGCCCCCAUCUUUGUGCCCCCGGAGAAGAGAGUGGAAGUGUCCGAAGACUUCGGCGUGGGCCUGGAGAUCACGUCCUACACGGCCCGGGAGCCAGACACGUUUAUGGAGCAGAAGAUAACGUAUCGGAUUUGGAGGGACGCUGCCAGCUGGCUGAAGAUUAAUCCGGACACUGGUGCCAUUUCCACUCGGGCUGAGCUGGACAGAGAGAACGUCGACUACGUGAAGAACAGCACAUACACGGCCCUCAUCAUAGCGACGGACAACGGCUCUCCAGUCGCUACUGGAACGGGGACACUUCUCCUGGUCCUCUCUGACGUGAAUGACAACGCCCCUGUACCAGAACCUCGAAGCAUGCACUUCUGCCAGAGGAAUCCAGAGCCUCGUGUCAUAAACAUCUUUGAUCCAGAUCUUCCCCCCAAUACUUCUCCCUUCACGGCGGAACUAACACACGGGGCAAGUGUCAACUGGACCAUUGAGUACAACGACCCAGGCCGAGAGUCUAUCAUUUUGGAGCCAAAGAAAACCUUGGAGUUCGGCGAAUACAAAAUCAAUCUCAAGCUCACAGACAACCAGAACAAAGACCAAGUGACCACCUUGGAUGUCUCUGUGUGUGACUGUGAAGGGACCGUCAGAAACUGUGUGAAGUCGCAGUAUGUCGAAGCAGGAUUGCAAGUUCCUGCCAUUCUGGGCAUUCUUGGAGGAAUUCUUGCUUUGCUAAUCCUGAUUCUGCUGCUCCUGCUGUUUCUUCGGAGGAGAGCAGUGGUCAAAGAGCCCUUACUGCCCCCGGAAGAUGACACCCGGGACAACGUUUAUUACUAUGAUGAAGAAGGAGGCGGAGAAGAGGACCAGGACUUUGACUUGAGCCAGUUGCACAGGGGCCUGGAUGCUCGGCCUGAAGUGACUCGCAAUGAUGUCGCACCAACCCUCCUAAGCAUGCCCCAGUAUCGUCCCCGCCCUGCCAAUCCUGAUGAAAUUGGAAAUUUUAUCGAUGAAAAUCUGAAGGCGGCUGAUGGUGACCCCACGGCACCCCCUUACGACUCUCUGCUCGUGUUUGACUAUGAAGGAAGCGGUUCCGAAGCUGCUAGUCUGAGCUCCCUGAACUCGGAGGAGUCAGACAAAGACCAGGACUACGACUACCUGAAUGAAUGGGGCAGUCGCUUCAAGAAGUUGGCGGAUAUGUAUGGUGGCGGCGAGGACGACUAGGGGACUCGAGAGAUGGGUCCCUAGACCCAGACGAUGGAAAUGCAGAAAUAGUGUUGCUGGUGGAUUUUCAGCUCCCUUCCCUGGAGAUGAGUUUCUGGGAACAAGAGACUGAACAGUGAUGCAGUUAGGAUAGUUCUGAUUUCCACUUUAUAGCUCUAAUCUAUGUGUUAGAAAGGUUUUGACCUAUGCCUUGAAUCUUUUUUUUUUUUCCUUUCAUCGCUCCUUACAUAGUGAUGAAGUCCAAGUCCCCCUGAUUUUAAUAUUUCAGAAGGACAAUGUUAGCCUCAGAAGGUUCUGCCAGCAACUUGCAGAUUUCCUUAAGGGGUUUUGCCUCAUUUUUAAAAGGAGAUUUAGUUCUGUUGUUUUGUGUUUAUUAAAAAAAAAAAUUUUUUUUUUAAAUUUUUUUUUAAAUUUGUCUGCUCCUUCCUGCCCCAUCACUGCACUGCUGUCCCAUGUCCUGACAUCCACUCUUACUCCUCAGUUCUGUUGCUUUACCCAGAUGGAAGUUCUCUGAUGCAGAAAUUUCCGAGCCCUUUUAGUGGGGGAACAGGCUUGUGUCUCGGUCUGCACAUCUUGACUGGAUAUUGUAUACUCCAAAGACCUUUUUCACGGUUUCCCUUUUUCGUCUCUUGAGUACAUAACUCGAGCUGGGCAUGACUCGUUCGAGUAAGACUGUUAUGUGAAUGUCCUUAUGCAGUACUUUGGUUCUAAAUGGGGAGACUUGGCCAGAAAAUGUGGUGAGUUUUCAGGUGCCACUUUAUUUUCAAUGUUUGUUUGACACUGAAACAGAGGAGUGAUGUAUUCCGAGACACAGAAUAGUGCCUAAGGUGCUGCAGCCAAAGACAGAGGGGGUAUAGGAAACGUGGGCUUAGAUGUGGCAGGAGAGCUUGUCCUUGAACCUGGCAGUUGAGCAAACUGAUGCUGACGAUGAUUGAGGUAGAUCUAUCUCAUCUCUGAAAAUUCUGGAAGAAUGGAGAAAUCUCAAAAUGUAUUUCGCCACCCAGGAUCCUUGUAGCAUGGUUUGUAUGUGGAGCCAAGAACCCCCAAGUGCCUGCCUUUGAUCAUGUUUAUAGAAAAUGCUAGCUGAUCUGAACACACUUGCCCAAUUCUGAGUGCACAUAGAAAACUGAGAAUCUUAGAAAUUCCAAUUUUUUUCU
Messenger RNA from Lemur catta (Ring-tailed lemur), 3918 nucleotides. RefSeq names its product cadherin 1 (gene CDH1). The record is from RefSeq and is a predicted model, not a curated record. The transcript has 16 exons. Lineage: Eukaryota; Metazoa; Chordata; Mammalia; Primates; Lemuridae. Gene Ontology annotation, molecular function: cadherin binding; calcium ion binding. Gene Ontology annotation, cellular component: catenin complex; plasma membrane; adherens junction. The coding region runs from base 116 to 2761 and encodes 881 amino acids. Gene Ontology annotation, biological process: multicellular organism development; adherens junction organization; calcium-dependent cell-cell adhesion.